This is a messenger RNA of Hylaeus anthracinus, 7839 nucleotides long. Its product is annotated as ras-responsive element-binding protein 1-like. The transcript has 4 exons. NCBI's taxonomy places the organism in Eukaryota, Metazoa, Arthropoda, Insecta, Hymenoptera, Colletidae. The record is from RefSeq and is a predicted model, not a curated record. Gene Ontology annotation, cellular component: nucleus. Gene Ontology annotation, biological process: regulation of transcription by RNA polymerase II. Gene Ontology annotation, molecular function: DNA-binding transcription activator activity, RNA polymerase II-specific; RNA polymerase II cis-regulatory region sequence-specific DNA binding. The coding region runs from base 928 to 5979 and encodes 1683 amino acids.
CAGAAGCGCCGUGUCACUUCUCCACGGUGAGUCGGCCCGUCGUGAUCUGUUCUCAUGGACCUUGUCUCCCCCUCCCCUCGCGUGCUGAUUAUCUUUCUCUUUCUCUCUCAGCCUGUCGGUGUGUGAGUGAUACCGUGAUCUCGGUAGCCCGUUCUCGAAUCGAGUCCUUUACUCGUCCGUCGUCCUUCGUCGCGUAACGUCGUGACGCGCGUUUCGCUCGAGCUCGCGUUACACGACGAACCCAGAGAAGAAAAAAGUGGUGCGCGCCCCGGAUGGAGAACCAGAGUAUCGAGAUAUCGAGACACUGCCACGGAGGCUGAUACGCAGACACGUUCCAGCGCUCUCCCCCCCUCAGCGAGCAGGGGCUGCGAGGAAUCGACACGAAUCGUUCGAUUACUCGAGAGCACGCCACGGAGAACGCAUCGGUUUCCGGGAACACCUCUCGGUUGAUUCUGUGGACUGAAGUACAGUGAUUGUGCGCGAGAUACAUUGACAGAUAGUGGCCAUCUUCGAUGGCGAAGACGUGCAAAACUUUCGACAGGAUUGAUUAUUCAUGACUGGGAGAAUAUUCUCGCGAAGUAUUCUCCGUUUCAAGUAUUCCCGUGGACAGUUACGCGGUGGUCGAGAUACGAAGUAGUCGUCAUCCAUGGCGGAAACGCGUAACGAGGGUUGAGGACGGUCGCCUGCUUCGAUUGUCUAGAGAUUCGGGUUACAGUUUAGCGUAAUUCGGUUUUUCUUGGAAUCGCACCCGAACAGUUUUAGCGCGAACCGAACCACAGUGACGGUAUCGACAUAUCAAUUCGCUGGUGGCCAUCCCCGAUGGCGGAGGCUCGUGAUAAGUGCAACGUACGCCGUUUGUUUGGAUGUUAAGUGCCGGGACCGACCUUGGACCUCCAUGAGUCGACCACGACGCUGACGAAAGGAAGCAUGGAUUAUUCGACGAAAGUUACUGUCAAGAGUGGCCCCGAUCAGGGACACGACAACGAAGCGCAAGCGGAUGCUGCAUCGCCACCAUCCAGUGUGGACCUACCAGAGAGCGCCCAUCCCUGCCCCGCCUGUCCAACAGUGCUGCCCAGCUCCCGCGAGCUGACGAAUCACCUUCGCGGGCACAACUCGCCGCGCAGCACCGACUGCAGCGGCGAGGACGAUUACUGUUGCGGGGUAUGCAACAAGGUGCUGAGCUCCGCCAGCUCGCUGGACAGGCACGUAUUGGUUCACUCCGGCGAACGUCCGUUCAAGUGCAAGUAUUGCGAGAUGGCUUUCACGACGAACGGGAACAUGAACAGGCACCUGAGGACCGCGCAUCGCGCCACCUCGCCUCACAGUUGCACCGACUCCGAGGGCAGCAGCGACUCCGAGAAGCCCAUCAAGGCUGGACACAUCGAGGAGUAUAAUAACAACGAGAUAGCAAAGAGGAACUCGCCCGAUUUCAUCGACAGACAGGAGAAAUCGACGAGUCUGACGGGGAAACGGAAGUGCACCGACUACCUGAGCGACAACGAAGGCCAGAAGAGGCACAAGAUCCUCCUGAAUAACACCAACAGGACUGAAAUGAAGACGCGGCCAGACGAUAGUCAGAACAUUUACAAUUGCCCCGUAUGCGGCAGACAAGAUUUCGCUACCAGCGCUCUGUUGGAGGCUCACUUGGAACGCAGUCAUCCAGAGUUCCCUGCCAAGUGCGACGCGUGCAAUCUCUCCUUCAAGAACCACCGAGUCCUGAACCUGCACCGAUUCAUGAUCCACUUCGCGGAGCACUCGAUAGGGAACACCGCGAGGAAUCUGAGGAACUCCGUCGUAGGGUUCAACGACCUCACCUUCGUCGACUUUUCGUCCGACAAGUUCCCAGCGAUCGCCAGGGCGGUCUGCGAGCAGUCCCUUCACCGACCAGCCUCAGGCGAAGUAGCCAGGUUCCAGUGUUCCAAAUGUCUGCGCGCGUUUCCAUGUAGAUCGGCUCUGGACGCCCAUGAGACGGACUGCGGGACCUCCAGCCCUCAAUCCAGAGCCAUCGACGACAGCCAAUCAAGGAGGGACGAUUUCUUCGCCGGUUUAGACCUGCAGAACAAAGCUGCUCUCACGGAAGCCAAAGAAGGCAAAGACCUAGCCGACAUUCAGAGUAUUAUAUCCGUCACGUCGGGGCCUAUACUUCAGAACUUUCCUCGAUCGGACGCCAGCACUCCCGAGAGCAACAUCAAAUUCAAUCCCAACGUCAGCUCCUCGGGGUCCUCUGGCACGUUCUCCACGGAGUUCCACGAAGAAGAAGCUCAGGACGCGUUCGCUGCCGAGUUCCGAAAGAUGAAACUGAAAGGGGAGUUCCCUUGCAGACUCUGCACGGCGAUAUUCCCGAAUCUGAGAGCCUUGAAGGGCCACAACCGAGCCCACAUGGGCGUAGGUCCUGGCAUGCCCUAUCCCUGCAACAUGUGCCCCUAUACCAGCACCGACAAAGCCACCCUGGUGAGGCAUCUGAGAUCUCACAACGGCGAUAGACCGUACGAGUGCUCCUUGUGCAACUACGCCUUCACCACCAAGGCGAACUGCGAGCGCCACGUGCGCAAUCGUCACGGCAAGCUCACCAGGGAGGACAUCAAGAGCGUGCUGAUAUAUCAUCCAAACGAAGACUCGACGAACGAGACGGUGGAAAGGAGUUCGCCGAGGGUGAUGAAAGACGACGUGAGGAAGAGCUUGGUGUACCCCAGCGAACGGGACGAGCUCCAUCUUCAGACUCAGAUGCAUUAUCCAUCCGUGCCUAUAGAAGGUCGCGGCGAGAUCAGGAUCAUCGAGGAGGCCAAGCUGCACAACAACGCGCUAUCGAUGCACAACUCGAACCACUACGAUAAAACGGAGGCGUUCUCGAGGCCUACGCAACCGAUCGAGCUGACGCAACGAAACGACGAUAGAAAAUCGGCGCUGGACGGCAAGCCGGACUACGCAAAGCUCGACGAGGAUCUCGAGUCAAGGUCAUCGGAAGGCAGCGCGUCUCUAGUCAGUGAUACCAAAUCAGAUUCGCACCAAAGAAUACAAGCUAGUCCGAUGAACUUGAAGAAGGGUCUGAACGUGUCCGAGAGCGUCGGCGAGGACGGCCCUCUGGAUUUGUCGAUGGACGUCCUGGAUCUCAGCAAGAAGUCAAAGGACAAGGAGGACGGUGAUUUCGCAGGGUCGCAGGAGCAUUACGGAAAGAAUCAAAAGGAACUGUACAACGCUACCAGCCAGCUGUUGCUCACGGAGGCUUUGUUGAAGGCUGGACAGGGUAGCUCUCAGCCUACCUCUUUGGAGGCACUCUACGCGAACGCUCACCUGAUUUACAGGAACUUUGGGACCUUUCCUCCAGGCGUGGGGGCGGGAAUUCUACCACCGUAUCUGUUCAACCCGCACGUCUUCGGUCAGGACUUUACGAUGAAGGACAGAUUGCAGAAAGAGCUGGUGAGGGGCCUCCAGUUGACCAGCGGUGGGACUCUAGUCGAGCCCUCCAUCGGAGGCGCCGGAUUCACGGCUUUCCCACCGGGUAGAGAUAUUAACGCUCAAGCAGCUAACGAGCAGAGCGACUACGCCAAGCUGAUCUCGUCCAAGAUCGCCAACAAGGCUCUGUCCGGCCGCGAGAAGCCAGAGAACCACAUACCAUCCGCGAAUUCCGUGAAGAUGGUGAUCAAGAACGGAGUUCUGAUGCCUAAACAAAAGCAACGUCGGUACAGGACGGAGAGACCGUUCACCUGCGAGCAUUGCUCGGCUAGAUUCACCCUGAGGAGCAACAUGGAGCGACACAUCAAGCAGCAGCAUCCGCAACACUGGAGCCAGAGACCCAGAGGAGGACACUCGACCAGAGGAAGACCACCGUCGAGUCAUCCGGCGUUAUUGCAGAAUCUCGGACAGCCUCCCUCUCAGGUGGCCCAAUCGUACCCAAGCAUUCUACCAAAAGUGGAGCAACCAGCUAAUUCCGAGUACACCAAGCAUCCAAUCUCGGACCAGGUGAAGUACGCGAUCCUGGCGCAGCAGUUAAAGACUAACAAGAUCGAAGACAACGACUCGGAGGAGGAGCUCGUGAUCGACGAGGAUCCGCAAGAGAAGGACGCUCAGGAAUCUCAGGAGCAGAAGGAGAAGUGCACCAGUCUGCUGAGGGGACAGUUGGAAGCAGAGACGGUCAAGGAGGCAGUAAUCAAAGAGGAGGUUGAGGAGCCCGUGAAGGCCGAUUGCGAGUCCUCCAACACAGAGUCCGCGCACAGCGACAAUGUUAACGAGGAAGCGAAGACGUUAGGCGCGAAGAAACCCGCCGAACCUGAGGACGUGAUGAGCGAUAACGCAGGCGAUGGAGUGUUCAAAACGGAGCAGAACGAAGAGAAGCCUGAGAAGAUAGAAGAAGGAGCCGCAGAUUUGGCGAGUGUCUCUGAACUCUUAGACAACGCCUCCCAGCAGUACCAACAGUUCCAGCCGCAAUAUCUCAGCGACGAAGAGGGCCUGGUGGCGUCCAAUAGCGACUGCAACAACUCUGGUAGCGACGAGAAGUCCGACUCAGUGAACUCACUGAAUUCCGUCAGCACCGCCUCGCCCAAGAAGAAAAAGAAAAAGAAGAAGAAGAAGAAGAAGUCCGCGUACUCCAUGGCGCCCAAUCGCGUCAUCUGUCCGUACUGCGAGCGACCUUUCCCAUGGACGUCGUCCCUGAGGAGGCACAUCCUGACCCACACUGGACAGAAGCCUUACCAGUGCGUCCACUGUUCCCUCCUCUUCACCACAAAAUCCAACUGUGAUCGUCACCUGCUGAGGAAGCACAAAGCGAACCCGAACAAGAUACGCAGGGUCAGGAACUCUUCGUCGCCCGACAGCCAAGCGGUGAUCAACAACAACAGUUCCUUCUCCAUGAGAAACGUUCCAGAGAGACCGUACAAGUGCAACCAGUGCCCCAGCUCCACGUUCUCCACCCUGGGCAACCUGAAGAAGCAUCGUUCGACCAAGCACGCGCGCAAGAUGAAGUGCAGGUCCGAUACCCCGUCCAGCGAGCCUCAGAACAGUCCUCAGGAGUGCUCGAAGCAGAACGAGCAGACAGAUUACGACAGCCAGUCGUCGAGCGUUUCUGAGAGCAUGGAGACGUCCUCCGUGACGGAGCUGCCUAAGGCGACCGCGAACACCUUGCCAUCCGCCGUCGACACGCCUAGGUCCAGGAGACCCUCGCCAAGAUCCUCUCCUGGACCCAGCGACGUGCCGUUCAAGUGUCACCUGUGCGACUGCGGUUUCGCCGAGAGACAGGACUGCUUGGAGCACAUAAAGAUGAAUCACAAAAGGUCGUACGAGAUGCUCGUGGCCAAGGGUGCACUAGACAUGGACAUCGACACGGCGGAGGACCAGCAGCAGCAUCCGCCGCCCCAGCACCCCAGCGACGGCGAAGAGAAGAGAGGACGCUUCCCUGACUACAGUAACAGAAAGGUGGUCUGCGCUUUCUGCAUGAGGCGGUUCUGGUCCGCGGAGGAUCUGCGCCGCCACAUGAGGACCCACACGGGGGAACGACCGUUCUCCUGCGACAUUUGCUGCAGAAGGUUCACGCUGAAGCACAGCAUGCUGCGACACAGGAAGAAACACGAGUCCAUCGACUCGACGAUGUACGUGGGGACCAGCGGCGACGAGGAGAACUCGCCGGUACAACCUUCGCCCAUCACGCCUCGAAGCCAGCAACAGCCACCCGUCCUGGUGGCUGCCAACUCCGGGAAUCCAAGGAUCCAGGACCGAAUCUCGUUGCCCACGGUCGCGCCAGUCGCCACAGCGGACGCGGCGCCCAGCGGCCUGAUGAGAUUCAAUCCCUACGAGAAGCUGACCACCCUCACGGGGAAACUGGCCGGUAUGCCGCAAAACGCGAAUCCCGACGCGACCGAGAGCGCCGACAACGACUUGAUCUCCAAUUUGUUAGGGAUAAGAGACAAGAGCUUCAUCGAUCGGGUGCUGCAAGCGUCAGCUGACGAUGCUGCCAAGUUGUUGGGGGUGAAACGCAGCCAGGAGUGAAGCUGCUUUCGCCUGCUGUCCCUCGGACAUUUUCACGACCGUGCCUUAGGUUCCUCCUCUCCUCGCGCUGAGAAAUGAAGUCGACUGGAGCUAUCUUUGAUACAUCUUUGUCUUCUGGAUCCUUUUCGCUACUGCAACAGCCACCGUAAUGGUUCGUUGCUGAAGGUCCGCGGAAGCAGUUACUGUACUGACUGUUCACAGAGCUCAAGUAAGUUCGUCGUGUACGAGAAUGUAUUUUACGAAUUGACUCUAUUGUAGCGAAAGCGUGGUCUCUAACUACAUAGAUUAUCUCGGAUGUUUUUACGGGAAAGAUUCGCUGCUGGAUCCGUCGGGACUAAACAAAAGGCACGAUGCUCUUAUGUAGACGUAACGGUAUCUUAUGACUUUGUUUCAAUCUCUAUUUAUUUCGUAAAUAUUAUUCUUCGAUAUACACUGCCCAUCCCACGAUAAAAAUACCAUCUCGUUCGAGUAACGCUUCAGUUCUGAGAGAAAAGAAUUAUCGCUCGCUUGUACUAUAGAUCGAAGUUAUCAUAGUAUUAAUGGUGGUUUCUUGUCUCUCAGGAACGAACACCCUGCGAUGGUAUUUUUAUACAAAAAUCGGAUCAGUAGUGGCCACUCCAGUUCAAGCUAAGGAGAGCCAACGAUUCCAGCAACGAACGCGUCGAUUUCAAAGAUCAGCGACUGCCAACAGGUCGGGAGGAACGCGUAUCGAUUUCGAAGGUGCAGCACGACAUUACCUUUUACAGCUUACAGUUAGCUACACGACCGGUGACGUUCAAGUCAUUGUCGGUUCUCGCUGCGUCGGUAACGUGCCUAUAAUCUCUAGUUUCUUUCGUACUGCGCGCGCGUUUCGAAACGCCUAGAGUGUGUACCAGCGUGUAUCUGUAUCUUUCUCCCUCUCUCUGCAUUGUGUACAUAUAUUAUACCCACGCACGUGUGAACCACACGUCUCUAGAAAGUGUUAAGGACCUCGUGCGCCAAAAGGACGCGGACAGCCUUGCCAAUACGAGGACGAACGCAAGCAAACGAGUAGAAUACGAGUAUGCCCGCGCCUCGAGGUACCGCGGAUAAGCUCUAUUGUCUGUCAGAGUUUUUUCCCAUUAAUCGAACCAGUUCCACCUUGACGGAUCGGGCCGUACUCAAACCCAAAGAUACGUUUUACACAACGAAUUAAGUUAGCCAUAUACGUACUUCUAUUUAUUGUUUCGUCACGUACUUAGAGCCGGGAAUUCGCAGCGCGCAACGAGGGAAAGUUCUCUUAUUUUUGUUUUCUCCCCUCCCUAUCGAUUACUCGAGUUUUGGGAGCAAAGUCUCGAAUCGAGGCUCUCGAUAGACGGAAACGAGACUAGGACCGAAAGAAGGAUCGAAACGGAACCUUUCGAUUGGUAACGUAAGGUACGUUCUCUUUGUCGUUAUCGUGCAAGUCGAAGACGCAUGGUCGACGAUAAUAUGCAAAAUAGAACAAUAUAGAAAAAAGUUUAUCUUGAUAUAUAUAUACAUAUGUAAUAAUCGAUUUCUAUUCCGUCGCGUAAAGAUUACUUGUAUAUAGAUAGCCUAAUUAAAACACUCUUGGUAGGUCUAUGUUUCGCGUCGUGCAUAGUCCACGUUAAAUGAGUUCUCUGAGAAGGAAACGAUAUUUAAAUGCAAUUAUACCAAAUAAUCGGAUUCGGUUCGAUCGGACGGGACGCCUGUGAAGCUAAUCGAACCGACCGAUCAAGAUUUGUACCUCCUAAUCGUCAUACUUUUUUCCCCUUUCCUUGUCCCUGUCUCUCACUUUCUCUUUCUUUCUUGCUCUUCACCAUUUCACUCUACGAUCCCUGUUUGUGCGUCGCAUACACACACACACACACACACACACAC